UAUCGUCUACAUGUGACAUGAAAUUGUGGUGCGUUAACACUACAUGCUUUACGGUUACGGCUGAACAGCUAUUCAGGUUGCUCAAUGCAAGUUGUAGCGGAAAACCAACCUGCAUGUUUUUGCAACAUCCUGUGUUGUAAACGAACCCGGGCAAAGGAAGGUGAUACGGCGAAAGGAAUAUGGAGUGUAUUCCAGUGACUCUUGAUGAUCUUGAGGGCAAAAAUGACCCAGUCAUAGAGGACCCAGAGCACAAUGUGUACACCAGGUUUAUGAAGUCCCACCGGUGUUAUGACCUUGUACCUACCAGCUCCAAACUGGUUGUGUUUGAUACAUCACUUCAGGUCAAGAAGGCAUUUUUUGCCCUUGUUUCAAAUGGGGUAAGAGCGGCACCCCUGUGGGACAGCAAAAAGCAGUGCUUUGUUGGUAUGUUGACCAUCACAGACUUUAUUAACAUCCUACAUCGCUACUACAAAUCUCCAUUGGUUCAGAUAUAUGAGUUGGAAGAACACAAAAUUGAAACAUGGAGAGAGUUGUACCUUCAAGACUCUUUUAAGCCCUUGGUUAGCAUAUCUCCAAAUGCAAGUUUGUAUGAUGCAGUAUCAUCACUGCUGAAGAAUAAGAUCCACAGACUGCCUGUAAUUGACCCCCUGACUGGGAACACACUCUAUAUUCUCACACACAAGAGGAUUCUCAAGUUCCUGAAGCUUUUUAUAUCGGAGAUGCCAAAACCCUCGUUCUUGAGACAAACCUUAGAGGACCUAAACAUCGGAACAUUCCAGAACAUAGCAGUGGUCCGCACAGACACUCCGCUGUACACAGCGCUGGGUAUUUUUGUUGAGCAGCGAGUGUCGGCGCUCCCCGUUGUGGAUGACAAAGGUCGAGUGGUGGAUAUCUACUCAAAAUUUGAUGUUAUAAAUCUGGCAGCAGAGAAGACGUACAACAACUUGGAUGUGACAGUGACCAAAGCCUUGCAACACCGCUCUCAGUACUUUGAAGGAGUGCUGACCUGUCACAGGCACGAGACCCUGCAGGCCAUCAUCAACAGACUUGUGGAGGCCGAGGUGCACAGGCUGGUGGUGGUAGACGAGCAGGAUGUGGUGAAGGGAAUUGUCUCCCUUUCAGAUAUUCUACAGGCACUAGUGCUGACUGACGGAGAAGAGGGCACAGCUUGAUGAAGUAACUCAAACAAGCAAAAGGCUACAGUUUUAAGAGGAGGUCAGAGCAAAGGGAGAAAGAAAAGGCAUGUGAGAGGUGAAUUUUGACAGUAAAUAAGUAUCAUCACCCAUCUCCUGUAACCAGACCUUCUAUAGCCACACAUGGCGAUAAAAUUGUAGCAGCACAAGGCAUACCCUAGCUCCUGUAAAUUGAGCCAAAUUCCAAGCCGAGAGAGAGCCAAGAGAGAUGUAAAAGCACAAGAGACCUAUAAGGAAGAGUAGGAUGACAAGGCAUCAUUCCCACCUUAGUGUUAGCUUAAGAGGAGGACCAUUAAUGCUUCGAUUAAACAUGUUUCCCCAAUAGUAUAAAUGAUGUAAUCAGUUACAAACUAAAGGAAAACUGAUAUACCUGUCUUGCCUUUUUUUUGGCAGCAUUUCAUUUUUAUAAAAAGACUGAAAUCUAGAUGCACAUAAGCCUAUGUUAGGGUAAUUUUAAACAGUGUGUAACUUUCUGAGAUAAACAUUUGGUGUGUGUUUUUGUUCUGGCACGUUCCUGACAAUUGCUUUAGGCCGGUUCUUUAUACAUAUAAGUAUGGAUUGUGUUUUCCGGCUGAAAUAAUUUUGUUAUCCAGCUAGUUUGAUUAUUUACAUGCAGGUGGAGAAUUUAAUUCUAAAUGAUUUUUACCUUGAUUAACUACCAAUUUGCAUAUUGAUGGUCAUAUGGUUACAGAAGUAUUUAUAUGUACUGUAUGUGUGGUAAAUACUGUACAUACAUACAAAAACUAGCUUCAUGCUACUUUUGUGUGAAUAUCUUAAAAAGUUAUCUAGCUUAAUUUAACAUUUAAACACUAUGCCUUGGAGAUGGCCAGUUGUCUGCACUGGUCAGUUUUAUUUGAAAAUCUUGGUCAUGGUCUAACUCAAUUUUUAAUAAGUCAAGACUUUUGCAGGUUUCACCUUCAGACCUGUUGUUUCAAAAUGUAAAUGUACAUUUGUCAACAAUUAACUCAUGUUACCACAGUUACCAGUAAGCGGAGAAUUCAGCAAACCUGAAAGAGCACUUAAGGCUCUCGAGACAACCUCAUUUGGGAAAUACAGAACAGCAUUGAUAAAUCUGCUGUAUGAGAUGACAUAAAUGGUGCUGUAUCCUGGAUAUUUAUGGGUUUUAUGUUUUGUCUGUGUUGUCAUGUAUAACACAAUGUUAAUUGGCUUUUACAGGUUACUUUAAAGACACCUUGUUAUCUGCCUGUUUUGUUACUUACACUUUGGGUUUUGGCAUUAGCGUUGGGAAUUGCUAAUUGAUUCCAUGCUGCAAAAUCUCAUCAGGUUUUAAAAAAGUGGCCCAUCAAUAGAAAACCAAUGUUUUUGUGGCAUUGUUUGUUUUUGGAUUUCAAACUAUUUUGGAGCGUUAUGUUAAGGUCAGUUACAGUCAGUAUAACAUAUCUGAACAUCAAAUUUGAUGCAUUUAUACAACCUUUUCUGUUCAUUGUGUUUAGGGGACUGUAUCAAAUUUACUCAAAACCAGCAUUUCCUUACAAUUUUCUUAAAGAGGAGGGACCAGGAAAAUGUCAUACUUUCUGUUUUGGUAUAUAUGAAAUGGAAUGCGUACAACUGUAUGUAAAUGGACAGUUUUGUAGUAAUCAGCAUUGAGAUUCUGAUUGAAAGCAUGAGCAAUAAAGGUUCUUUGAGAGUUUGUUG
Messenger RNA from Etheostoma spectabile (orangethroat darter), 2849 nucleotides. RefSeq names its product protein kinase, AMP-activated, gamma 1 non-catalytic subunit (gene prkag1). Gene Ontology annotation, biological process: regulation of catalytic activity; protein phosphorylation. Gene Ontology annotation, cellular component: cytoplasm; nucleotide-activated protein kinase complex; nucleus. Bases 180 to 1172 code for a protein of 330 amino acids. The transcript has 13 exons. Gene Ontology annotation, molecular function: protein kinase binding; AMP binding; protein kinase regulator activity. The record is from RefSeq and is a predicted model, not a curated record. Lineage: Eukaryota; Metazoa; Chordata; Actinopteri; Perciformes; Percidae.